AUGAGAGAAUUUGGAUAUGAUCACCCAGGAGAACUCGAGGUCAUAGACGAGAAUGUGAGAUAUACCGAGUUUAUGGUAAUGCAAGCCAUUGAUACACUGGAUCCAAAGACAAUUGAUAAAGUGAGAUUGAUCAGUAAUUUUACUGGUAGACUGGACCUUGCGCCGAGAUGGCAAUUGAAGUUCAGGAAGGUAGCUUCAACAGCUUCACAAGUUGGUGAGGAGGAAGAGGACGAACAGGAUGAGUACGAGGAAAAGCUGGAACGAAGAAGUAUAAAACCCAUACAUGCAUUUCUUCGUGGAGUGACUUUCGGUUAUCCGAUGCUCAUUAGCAGAGAUUGCAGUAGAAACCCUUAG
This is a messenger RNA of Kwoniella mangroviensis CBS 8507, 354 nucleotides long. RefSeq lists its product as uncharacterized. NCBI's taxonomy places the organism in Eukaryota, Fungi, Basidiomycota, Tremellomycetes, Tremellales, Cryptococcaceae. The transcript is spliced from 2 exons. The record is from RefSeq and is a predicted model, not a curated record. Bases 1 to 354 code for a protein of 117 amino acids.